AUGUCGUUCCAAAAGCCCGAGAAGGAUUUCGGCGAGGGCCCGAAAAUCCACAAAAUCCGCAUUACCCUCACGAGCCGCAAGGUCCAGUCCCUCGAAAAGGUGUGCACCGAACUCCUCGAGCGCGCCAAGUCCAAGAAUCUCCGCGUCAAGGGGCCCGUCCGCCUGCCCACGAAGACCCUCAAGGUGACCACCCGCAAGACGCCCUGCGGUGAGGGGUCCAAGACGUGGGACAUGUUCGAGAUGAGGAUCCACAAGCGUUUGAUCGACUUGAAUGCCCCGACCGAGGUGGUCAAGCAGAUCAUCAUUAACAUUGAGGCCGGGGUCGAGGUGGAGGUUACGAUUGCUGCUUAA
Molecule: messenger RNA, 351 nt
Organism: Cladophialophora yegresii CBS 114405
Lineage: Eukaryota; Fungi; Ascomycota; Eurotiomycetes; Chaetothyriales; Herpotrichiellaceae
Product: 40S ribosomal protein S20
Exons: 2
Coding region: 1-351 (116 amino acids)
Biological process (GO): translation
Cellular component (GO): ribosome; cytosolic small ribosomal subunit
Molecular function (GO): RNA binding; structural constituent of ribosome
Source: RefSeq, a predicted model, not a curated record